GGGCCAAGCUGGGAGCCUCAGUUUCUCUCCCAGGACUUGCACCUCCUCCCGGGGGUUAGACCCACCCGUUAGGCGUUUGGCCCCUCCCGGCCAGGCCGGAGCCCAUUGGGCAGCAGCAGGGACUGCAGCCGGAGGCCCCUCCCCGUGUCCCAAGUUCGGCUCCCUGUCCCUUCCUGUCCAGACACACCCUUGGCCAGCCAUGGACUUGGAUCUCUCUGCAGCUCUAGGUGCGGAUCCCAAGAAGACCGCGAAGGGCGGCCUCCCCAAGCCUGCGGAACAUGGAGCCGGCAAAGCCAGGGCUGGCCACGCCACAUCCUCAGACUCCAGCAGCAGCAGCAGCAGCAGCAGCUCUGACAACUCUGACACGGAAGGGAAGCCGCCGGGGCACCAGAAGGAGAAAAAGCCUCAGAAAGUGAAGAAGCCCAAGGAGAAGAAGGAGAAGAAGAAGGAGAAGAAGGGGGGGGAGAAGGGGAAGAAGGGGCACCCUUAAGAGACCAUUAAACAGCCCCUGGACACCGAGGCCUGCU
This is a messenger RNA of Gracilinanus agilis (Agile Gracile Mouse Opossum), 527 nucleotides long. It is a transcript of the gene C3H19orf33, whose product is annotated as chromosome 3 C19orf33 homolog. Lineage: Eukaryota; Metazoa; Chordata; Mammalia; Didelphimorphia; Didelphidae. Gene Ontology annotation, cellular component: nucleus. The transcript is spliced from 4 exons. The record is from RefSeq and is a predicted model, not a curated record. The coding region runs from base 200 to 490 and encodes 96 amino acids.